This is a messenger RNA of Gryllus bimaculatus (two-spotted cricket), 764 nucleotides long. The record is from the annotation of a GenBank genome assembly. NCBI's taxonomy places the organism in Eukaryota, Metazoa, Arthropoda, Insecta, Orthoptera, Gryllidae.
UUUUUUCGUAGUUUUAUAAUAAAUUCCCCCCCAAAAAGUUCUUAUUGUAAUUUUAGUUUGCUUUUCUGUUACAUUAGUUACUAGUUUAGCUCUAACGUAUUUUUCAUUAUCUUUUAAUUUACCCCCCAAAAAUUGUAAAGUAGUAAAAUUUAGUAGUCUUUUUAGUUUAAUUUAGUUUUUCGUAAUCACAAGUGGUGCCACAAGAUGUCACAAGUGGCAGAAAAGCGCCAAAGAUGUCCAAAUUGGCAUGCUUCGGAAAAGCAAUUGCUUGUUAUGCUUGUCAAAGAACAUUUUUCGACAGUGGAAAUGAAGAAGACGAACGCAUCGUCAAAACUAGAAAAAGCUCGGGGUUGGCUAAAGAUCGCAAGGAUUUAUAAUUCUCGGACAUCUUUGGCCCACAGGGAAGCACUUUGCAGAAAGAGUGGUGUAAUCUGAAAAAAAAUGCUAAGAAGCUUUUGGGAAAUUUGAUAAUGGAGGCAAAUAACACAGGUGGUGGACCCUCAAAAUUGAGACCCCUCCCUCCAUUGUACGAGAAAAUAAAUCAGUUAAUUGGUAGAGCUGCAGAGGGCUAUCAUAAUCCAUAUGAUGCAGAUGCUGGAAUGAUUCAGCCUACAUCAGAAACGUGUGAGGAGACUCGUCAACCUGUAGAGGAGCAGCAACAGCAACUAGAAGAGGUGGAAGAGGAAGGAGAUGAUGCUGCUGCUGAAUUUACAAUUCAACCGGAGUUAGAGUUUCCGGAAAGAAGCGAGACUGAGGGAAAGUGA